Messenger RNA from Cannabis sativa, 451 nucleotides. Its product is annotated as large ribosomal subunit protein eL34-like. The record is from RefSeq and is a predicted model, not a curated record. Lineage: Eukaryota; Viridiplantae; Streptophyta; Magnoliopsida; Rosales; Cannabaceae. Bases 54 to 413 code for a protein of 119 amino acids. Gene Ontology annotation, biological process: translation; ribosome biogenesis. Gene Ontology annotation, molecular function: structural constituent of ribosome. Gene Ontology annotation, cellular component: ribosome; cytosolic large ribosomal subunit. The transcript has a single exon.
UAUCUUGUCCAAGAAUCGAAAAUGGUGUAGAGUUUGUUCCCAAGCAAUCGAAAAUGGUGCAGCGUCUCACUUAUCGUUCUCGACACAUUUACGCCACCAAAUCGAACCAGCACCGAAUCGUCAAAACCCCAGGAGGGAAGUUGGUGUACCAGACCAUCAAGAAGAGAGCUCGCGACCCAAAAUGCCCUAUUACUGGCAAGAGAAUUCAGGGGAUUCCUCACUUGAGAUCCACUGAAUACAAGCGCUCAAGAUUGUCGAGGAACCGUAGGACUGUGAAUCGUGCCUAUGGUGGUGUUCUUUCUGGCCGUGCUGUUAGGGAGAGGAUCAUUCGUGCUUUCUUGGUGGAAGAACAAAAGAUUGUGAAGAAGGUUUUGAAGAUUCAAAAGGCUAAGGAAAAGUUGGCAGCUAAAUAAGUGACAUUAUGUUGCAUCUCUAUCCCAUUUCUCUACCA